Molecule: messenger RNA, 8335 nt
Organism: Temnothorax curvispinosus
Lineage: Eukaryota; Metazoa; Arthropoda; Insecta; Hymenoptera; Formicidae
Gene: lilli
Product: AF4/FMR2 family member 4
Exons: 18
Coding region: 1255-5565 (1436 amino acids)
Biological process (GO): regulation of gene expression
Cellular component (GO): super elongation complex; nucleus
Source: RefSeq, a predicted model, not a curated record
CGCCAGCGAGUGAGAGUACCUCCGAUAAAGGUGACAUCGGGUCAUGGCGAGAUAUUCGGGGACGCAGGUGUCGUCGCGCGCGUUGAAAUCGCCGCGCGUCAGUCUCGCCGUCGCGCGUAUUCGCCCGGUCGCGUAAUUGGUGCCGCGAGCGAGUUUGCAAGUGCGGCAAAACAAUCGCUACGUGCGAAGGGAGACGGAGCGAGAGACGGACACGGAGAGUGACGGACAGAGUGUGCGAAAGAGACAGAGAGUGAGUGAGAGAGAGGGGGGAAAACGCGACGGAAGAUCACUGUGCGCGUUGCGCUCCGUUCGAAUCGAACGUUAUCUCGAUUAAUUUCGCGCGGCAAGUGAAAAACGACUUCGCGGCGGAUCGUAAACGGAGUAGCGACGCUGCUCCCCCCCUGUCCCCCGCGCGGUGCUCGCGCGAGGGAACGCGCUCGCGGGUUCUCGACGCGUCGCGGAUCCGUACCGAUUGUCCGGAUUGUCGCGCGCGAAUCCGAGCGAGUAGCGAGAGACGAAAAGAGAAAAAAAGAACAGGAUUGAAAUUUGGACGUUUGUGGCGAGUGUGUCUCGAGUUCGGCGAUCGCGAAUCCGAGUCGGCGGCGCAUCACCGGUGUUCGUGCGUGCGUGCGUGCGUGCGUGCGUACGCGCGCGCGCGCGUGUGUGCGAGUCGCGUGCGCGCAGGUAGUAGAAGUAGGUGCACGUUCGGGCGCAGGGGACGACGAGCGGACAGAGCGGUGAAUGAGCGGGAAGUUGCGAUCGCACGGCCAAGAGAGAAAGAGAGAGCGAGCGAGGGACGGGUGAGAGAAAGAGAGGGGGCGAGAGAGAGAGAGAGAGAGAGAGAGCGAGACCGGCACACGCGGGGUGUAUGACGGCGUUUCGGUGCGGCGAGGCGACGUUGCCAGAGUUUCCCCCCCCGUCGCGUACUCCGCUGUUACACGCCGCUAUACUAUACGGCGGCGAGAGGGAGAGGAGGGUGGCGGACACGAGAGCGACCGCGACGACGACGCUGACGACGACGACGACGACGGCGACGAUCGCGGUGGUGUUGGUACCGCGGUGCCUCUGGUAGUGGUGCGUGCGUGAUCGCGUCGUGCCAACGAGAAUCUAGACGCGCGCCGAUCCGUCCUUUCCCCCUUCAUCCACCCCUCUCUCUGCUCCGCGAGCCUCCCGAGAAGCCGCGACGAGAGGAUAUACGCCGCGGAUAUACCAUGGAACGACGCCUGACGACGUACGUUCGCAGAGACACGUGACAUGCCGAGCCACAAGCCAGCGCAAGCCAUGAAGAAGCCGCCACGCGUGGAUCGGGACCGGCUUCGGGAACGAGAGCGACAGGCCCGCGCGGCGAUGUCGGUCCAGGCGGAGCAGGCGGCUGCGGGAGGUGGUCCUGAUACGAGACACCAUCACCACCACCACCAUAACCACGCGCAUCAUCAUCACCCCAACAUACAUGUCUCCACGCCGAACCUCUUCCGUGCCCCCGUCAGGGUGAAUCCUGAUCCACAAAUCCAGUCCAAGCUGGGCAACUAUUCGCUAGUGAAGCAUCUACUCGACCAGCCUAAGCGCUUGAUCGGCAUCGAUGGCAUCCCGCCGAGUCCGGCGCCUUCGCCAACGCCCUCCGCCCACAAAUCAGGCACGGAUAGCUCCGGCAGGAGCUGUUCCCCGUCCUCGGGACAGGAGUUCAAGAAGCCCGGUGGGCUACGGGGCACGAGCGCCGCGUCUUCCUCGUCGAGCGCGAGCCAUCAGAAACGAGGCGGUUUCGUCAAACCCGCUGACGGCAAGCCGCCUUACAACGGUCGGGGUGGCUACCCCGGCCAACCAGUCAAGCACGGCGGCGGCAGCAACGAUCAUCGCAACCACGGUUUGCUUCCAGCUAAGGGCCCGCCGCCGCCGACCCAGCCCUCCUCCGUGGGGAACAACGGCACGCUGCCGAUCGGCAAUUCCGGCGGAAGUGUCGGCAAUCUCGGCGGCAGCGGCGGCAGCCUCGCGAGCCGCACUCAAUUCGCCGGCCGACUGAAGCUCAUCGAAGUUAACGGGUCUAACUCGCGAUCAUUGAUCGAUACUCCAGACGUAGAAAACAUCCUGAAGGAGAUGGCUGUGCCACUCACGCCAUUGACGGCGAUCGCACAGACACCGCGGAAGGAGCACGAGUCCAAGUUCACCUUCAACCCCCAUCUGGCGAAGUUGACGGAAGUCGCCCCGCCAGAGCCUGCGAAGCCUCAACGCCAGCACAACGCCAGCAGACUGUCUGCGGAUCUCGCGCGGGAUCUGAGUCUGUCGGAUAGCGAGGAUGAAGAGAAUAAGGAAAUAUUGUCGAGGCCGACGAGAGCAAACAGGAGUCCGGAUCUCACGGUUGUCGUUUCGAUAUCUUUAUCGAAAAUCACGGUGUCCAAUAUUGAGCAUCGUUUGAUCUCGCGUCCUUACAGUCUAUCGACGCCGUUGAUGACGUCGGCGCCGCCGCCUCUGACACCCAUGUCGCCCAUGGUCAUGUCACCCGUGGGCCCGUUGUCACCCCCGCGGCCGAUCAGCCCGCCCAGGUACCCGUCACCGCCCCCGAAGCGGGUGACGCCGAAGCGAGAGCUGUCUCCUCCUCCACCUGUUCUCAAUCAUCCCCUGCCAUCCGCGUGCUCCCCGACGAAUCCGGUCGUAGUCGGCCAGCCGUCGAGUCCAGCCGAGGCGCCGCAGAGCUCCGGAAGCGCCAGCUCGAGCUCGGACUCCGGCUCGGAUUCCGGCUCGGACAGCAGCGACGACUCCGAGGACGAGGACGACCUGGCGUCGGCGCCACCGCCGUCCAAGGGGCCCACGACGCCGCCCUCGGUCUCGCCGAAGCAGGAGAAUUUGGUCGAGGAACCGCCGCCCGCUGUGGAGGAACGUCGCUGGGAUCUCAGUUCUUUCUUCAACAAGACGGCGGUACAGCAUGGCGAACAGAACUCCGAGUCGAAGCCGGCUCAGGAUAACGCCAGGCGGGAGAAUACGCUCGAGAUAAAGACGGAGACCAGCAGGUCGCACAGGGAACAGCCCCGCGAUUGGCAGCUCGACGAGGCCUUGAAGAGGACUCACAACAUGAGUUCCCUCAGCGACAGCGAUCAUCACUCCGAUCAGGAGAAGGUUCAUAAGCUGGUCGAAGAUAAUCGCGCCCAGACGGAAAAGCCGAAAGUGGCCGAUACUAGAAAACGACCCGGGCGACCCAGGAAAUCCAUCAAGAGCCCGAAACGCAGUCAUCGGACAUCGGACGAGAGUCUGAAGAACGGCAAACCGCGCAGCCGGACGAGAACAGUCGCCACUUCCAGAAAACGGUCGCCACUCGUCAAGAAGAAGCAACCGAAAUCGAAGGAAAUGGUGCCCACGAGCGACGACGACAACGACUCGAGAUCGCACAGUGAUUCCGACAGCGAUCGUCGACCUACCAAAGUGUCGGCCGUGGUACCGACGAGAAAAGAAAUCGAAAAGAGAUCGAGACUGAGCGUGUCGUCCAGCGACGAUGAGAGUUCGCCACCGAACAGGAAAAAUAAUCACAGUGCCUCCGAGGACGACGCCGCGCGAUGGACAAGAGUUCCCCCCAUCAAGCGGAGCAAUCUGUUGGACUCGCCGAAGAAGCAAGACCAGAAGAAAAAUUCCGCCAAGGGCAAGCCCAGGCAGCCGAGGUCGAGAGUGGCCAACGUUGUCGGCGGUUCGGACUCCGACAGCGAAACGGAGGUGUCUGUAAGAACUAAUCGCAUCAAAGUCGCUAGAGUGCCACCCAGGCCGCGAGCACCACCAACGAGGACGACCUCGCCUGAUAACUCUGAUAGCGAUAACAGCCCGGCGUCGAAACUGCAAGAGGACGACGCCGGCAACGUACAGGACAAGAAGAAAAGCGACACGCUGCGCCACGUCUUCUCUACGUCGAAGGGCGGCGGGAAGGGUGGUGGAAAAGGUGGAAAAGGUGGAAAAGGUGGUGGUAAAUGCGGUAUCUACGUGGAAGAGUACACGAGUAAUUCUGCUACGCACACGCCGACCGGCGGGGACAGCCCAUACAAAAGACCGUCCUCGCGGACGUCCAGUGGUGGAAACAAUAUUCUUCUGCGCUCGCCUCUAGCACUCACACACGUGAAUGGCGUACCGAGUCUCGUGUGCAAGAUCGAUCUCGCCAGGAUAUCCUCGCAAUUACUGCAACUAUCGAGAGGGCAAGAGUUACGACAGCGUACGGAAUUGCCCGACACCAGGCCGUCUUCGAGGCAGAGACCGUCCUCUAGCUUGGCGACUUCGCAACCACCGAGGCCGUCCACGCCAGAGGAGGGUGAGAUCAUAGACACGCCACCCCCGCAGCAGCAGGUCGUGUCAGAUCGCGCGAGGAUUCACCGUUCUGAUGGACUGUUGGGCGAGGGUGACGGUAGGAGUUCACGUUCUGUGAUCAAAGGCCAGCCGAUAUCGUCGGACUCGAAGAGCGGCGGUGUUAUUCUCGGAGGUGUUGGAAGUGCUAGUGGUACCGGUGCGAUCGGUAAUGCACUCAAGAGGAAACGUAAUCCGAGUUGCAGUUCCGUGUCCAGUUUGAGCCCUGUUCAGUGUUCGAUGGACGCGAAAACGAAGAGUUCGUCCGAGCAUAAGGACAGGAGCCGCAAAAGACAACGGAGGCAUGUCACAAACGACGGAUUAAUGUCCAGUCAGCAAAGUGAUAUUCAACCGACAAAUCACGAGAGGGACGAGAAACAAGAUACAAGUUUAUUACCACCACCACCUCUUCCAGCUCAGCGCGUCUACUAUUCUUACUUCGAUCCUCAGAAUGAAAUAUUAGAAGAUCAGGAUAGGGACCACGACCAGUACCUGACCGAAGCUAAGCGACUAAAGCACAAUGCCGACGAGGAGAAUGAUCUUACGGCACAGGGCAUGAUGUAUCUGGAGGCCGCUCUGUACUUCCUUCUAACGGGCGACGCGAUGGAAUCAGACCAAGUUACGGAAAAAGCCUCGUAUACUAUGUACAAAGAUACUCUUAGUCUCAUCAAAUACAUCUCGUCGAAAUUCAAGAGCCAAUCCAACAACUCACCCGAGAACAGUAUACACACUAAGCUGGCCAUCCUGAGCCUUUGGUGCCAGUCACGCUUGUACUCCAAACUUUAUAAUAUGCGCAAACAAGAGAUGAAAGAGGUUCAGAAGAUCGUCAACGAUUUCAAUCAAAAGCAAUCACAGCAAUCAGCAGCUCAGACAACGCCUGCUCAGGGGGAGGGACAAGGUACGCCUUCUCUUUCGCCUACACCGUCGCCCGCCGGUUCUGUAGGUUCCGUCGGUAGUCAAAGUUCCUCCGGAUACAGCAGCGGUGGGCAACAUCCGGCAACAUCGGUCAAUGGCCAAUACAUUAGCGUGCCUGUGCACGUCUACAAUGCAAUGAUAAAGCAAAAUCAGUAUUCAGGUUUACUUAUGAAUGGCCAUGACCUUUGGGAACAGGCAAUAAAGCAGGCGAAACAGGAGGAGAAUAGAAGCUUUUUCAUCGACUUGGAUCGAAGAUUGGGACCCCUGACAUCGUAUAGCUCGCUACGCGAGCUCGUGCGUUACGUUCAAGCGGGUAUAAAGAAGUUACGAGCUCUCUGACCACAGUGGCACAGCCCCCGACCACCCACCCCAAACUACAUUACUUCUCUUCCUCAAAACAUAGUCACUUACCCGACCAUGUACACGUAGUUGCGUAGCGUCGUUGCGUCAAUCAUUGUGACGUCAAUCAACAACCCAGCGAUGCAGGGAGACGUGAGAAACGGGAAGGUGCGAUAGCGGUGAUAUAGCGAAAUCAUGGACUAUUUUCUCUGCGAGAAGUGGUCUCGGGGGUGCGAUCGAAUCGAUAACGAGGGUCACGGCAAUGUAGAAAAAGGAGAGAAAAACGGGAGCAGCUCGUGAGCAGGUCUCCUUUAGUCGGACGACGUGGAGGCAUUCUUGAUAUAAAUUUAGCAGCAAGUUUAUAGUCAAUUGCAAAGCGCGUGCCUGAGGGGGCGAGGGGAAAAGGCGGCCGACCGAGGGAGGGGAGUCGCUUUAUCUUACCACGGUGCAUAAACGAACCUCGUGCACUUUGUUUAGAGCACGUGUUACUUACUCUCGAGGCGCAGGGGAGAAUCGGCGGGGGGGGGGGGGGGGGAUGAUAUCGAGACGCUCGCGUGCGACGAUGCGAGUGCAUUAGAUUUCUAGCGAGCCGUGAUAACUCGUGUCUAUUUUUCCGAAGUGUCCGCUUUUGUAAGUUAACGCAUAGAUAUCGACGCGAGUUCGAGAGGGAGGGGGGAGAAUCGGAGGAAAAUAGGAAAGAGGGGAAUAAGUGAGGGAAAGAUAAUGACCGAAAAAGGAAAAAAUGAGAAAAAAAAGUGAAAACCACUAAAUGGGUAGUAAGUGCCACGUAAAAAGCGCCCGUGUGUUCUCGCUUCACGGUGCGCCCACAGCCGACGUUACCUGAAGCAUGAGUAUCGUUUCGGCGAUUCAAGUGCGAUGAAUAUAAGGGAUAUAUACAUAUUUAAUAUAUAUAUAGUUUAUUACCUAUAUAAAUAUAUAUAAAUAGUUAUAAAGAUAAGAAUAUAUUUAAUGACGCGAAGAGAGAUAAUGCAUCUCGCGCGCCGGCGCCGCGUUUCAGUAUAGGGGAACAGACGACAGUUGUAUUCGCGAAUAGGAGAAGAAAUCGUGAUAAAAUGAGAAAGAGAAAGAGGAAGAGAGCGGACACAGGAUUAGAGUGUUUUUCGGUGGAAAGAUGCGCGAGCAACAGGAUCAACAACCAGGAUCAAGCGAUGUGCUAUAGUUAAACUAUAGUCUAACGUUUGCGUGCGAAGCACACGACUCUUUUUUGUAGAUAGAUCACGGGGGAAGUAAUUUAGAUUAGAGUAAUUAAUAUGCAAACAGGAAAAGCAGUAAACAGAUGCGACUAUACCAAUACAUAUUAUUUACAUUAUCUAGAGUUAAAACCGGGAGAAACAAGUAGAGGUUCUAGUGCGAUUGAAAAGUAAAGAAGGAAAAAAUAAUGACAUACCACAUACACGCAUAUACCAAUAGCAUGAUUUAAUGAAACGCAAGCGAGGGAAGAACAAAGCGAAAUAAAACGCAUGCUAAAAGUGCGUGGUGAACGGUGUGACGGGCAAAAUGUAUUCGCGAAUAAUAAGUAACAAAUACAGUAUUCGAGAUUGCUGAUCGCGAAUGAAUUUCGCCCGUCUACCGGAUGCCGAAGAGGUGAAUAUCCUCUUGCGCGCACGGCAUGAGAUGCUAACGAUGGAAAACAAUGAGAAAAAGAACAAGCGCAAGCGGAUAAGCAAGUUGCUCAUGUGUAUAUUUUUGUAAAUAGAUAUUUGUGAGUGCCGCCGUCUUGAGGGCGGUCUACCGUUGUCGAGUUCGCGGUAGAUCGGCCCGCCCCAAUUUUUGCUACCACAGAUCUUGUCCAGAAUCGGGUAAGAGAUUAACAAAUAGGAAAAAAGAGGGAUAUGAGAAUAUGUAACGAAUCAAUACAUAACGAAAUGUCCGUUGAAUUUAGUUCCGAAAGAAAAAUAUGCUCUCCGCGCUUUCUUUCUUUGAGAAUGGCCCGUUCGUGCGUUCACGUUACUCUCUCAGACGAGUUUUUCGAUCUGUCCCCGUUCUUACGAUCGCUUCUCGAUCAUCGAAUCGUGCCGAGAAAAAUUCUGAACGCGUCACGGUAGCUUCGUUAUUUCGAGUUUUACCAGUGAUUUGAUUCGCCUCAUGUCUCAAACGCAUCUCUUCCCCCGCAUUCAAUUAACGAAUCGACAACGAGUGGAUUGCAGCGGGAAAGUACGUACUCGGUAAUCGUUCCGAGUUUCAUUUUCUCGAUAAAAUGCCGAAUUUGACGAAACAAACUUGCGAAAUCCGAAUUCACGAAUCGAAGGGAUUUUUAUCAAAUAUAAGAUCGAAACACGAUCGCGUAGUUUUAAUACAUAUCCGAAAUCUAAACUUAAUUCUCUCUUAAGUGAUUAACGAACGUUACCCAGCCGAAGAAUAACCGGCAAUAUUCCCCGAAACCGUAGGACCAAUUAUCAUUCGUUUAAUUUACAAAAUCGCGUUGUUGUCUCGUUGCUGAUGUGCUCUGUUAGCAACAUCAGGAAAGAUAACGAAGAGAAAACGCAGGCGGAUUGGCGGGAUCACGACGGCCCAUAGUUACUAAGCGCGGUCCAAUGGUUCACGGGAUACAAUUUUAUAUUUCGCGAGUGCUAAAGGAUAAAGAGAAGAGACUAAAAGUUAAAAGUAAAAAAAAAAAAAAGAAAAAGAAGUCUAUUAAGGAGCUUCAAGAAUAUUUUCGAGACACAUUUAUAGCAGAUACAUAUAUCAGGCCCAUUUUCCCGCCAGGCCGACCGCUCUAAAAAAAAAAAGAAAAAGAAAAAAGAAAGAA